AUGGAUGAUUCUCUGAAUCAUGGUUUUUCAAACCUACACAUUGUUAAGCUGGAUAUGAUUACACAUAAUAUAGAUUUUGUUAGGUUUGAUUCUAUACUGAAAAAUAUGAGAUAUAUAUCUUUAGAACUAUAA
This is a messenger RNA of Ambispora leptoticha, 132 nucleotides long. Lineage: Eukaryota; Fungi; Glomeromycota; Glomeromycetes; Archaeosporales; Ambisporaceae. The record is from the annotation of a GenBank genome assembly.